AUGUCGACCGUCACGCCCUCCCUCCUAUCCCUCGUCGAAAGCACAGCCGAGACCAGGCUCGUCGGCGACGACACCCAGCUCGCCGCCACGCUGGCCAACUCGGCGCGGCACGGCCUGCCCCCGAUCAGCAUCACCCCCCUGCACGGGCAGCACCUCUCGCUCCUGGCGCAGCUGGUCUCGGCGCGGGCGGUGCUCGAGGUCGGCACGCUGGGCGGCUACUCGGCGCAGUGGUUCGCGCGGGCCGGGGCGCGCGUGACCAGCAUCGAGGUCGACGCCCGGCACCGCGACGUGGCGCUCGAGAACCUGCGCGCGGCCGGGGUGGACGGCGCCGAGGUGGUGCUCGGCGACGCGCUCGACGUGCUGCCGCGGCUGGCGGCCGAGGGGCGCGUCUUCGACCUCGUCUUUGUCGACGCCGACUGGGGCCGGCAGGCCGACUACUUUGACUGGGCGGUGCGGCUGACGCGGCGCGGCGGCGCGAUCUACGUCGACAACGCGGUGCAGAGCAUGGUCGAGGACGGCGAGGACGGCGUCACGCGCGAGGGGAGCUUGGUGGCGAGGGUUGGGCGGGACGAGAGGGUGCGCGCGGCCUUGGUGCCGACUGUUUCGGUGAGGAAGUGGGACUGCGAGAGCGAGUUUGUCGACGGGUUCUUGUUGGCGGUUGUGCUUUUAAAAAAGGAAAAAAAAGAAAAAAAGGAAAAAAUCGUGGGAGUUGGUGGUGAUGUGGACGGCGGCACUUGUGCGGAGCGCCGGGUUGAUGAUUUGCGUUCCGGCUGCCGGCUGCGGCUGCGGCUGACGGGGGUUGAUUUAUCUUGUGAUGCUAGUGCAAUUGUAGAGAGGUGUUUAUGUUUUUUUUUAUAG
This is a messenger RNA of Metarhizium robertsii ARSEF 23, 858 nucleotides long. RefSeq lists its product as uncharacterized. NCBI's taxonomy places the organism in Eukaryota, Fungi, Ascomycota, Sordariomycetes, Hypocreales, Clavicipitaceae. The transcript has a single exon. The record is from RefSeq and is a predicted model, not a curated record. Gene Ontology annotation, molecular function: S-adenosylmethionine-dependent methyltransferase activity; O-methyltransferase activity. Bases 1 to 858 code for a protein of 285 amino acids.